AUGAGAAUAGUAAACUAUAUUGUCAUCUUGAUGAUGACAUUGUUGUAUUAUAGUACAAGUAUUCAACUAUUUGUAAAUGCAGUGGCUGACCCGUGUGCAGUAAAAAAAACAGUCGUAUUUGAAAGCUUUAUGAAUAAGGGGUGUAUGAAUAGGCCCACAACAUUAACAGCACCUGGAGCAAAUUUUAUAGACAUUAAUCUCAGUGGUUGGAACAAUGAACCUGUUCAAGUUGGAAAGGCGCUUGCUCGUAACAAUUUCUUGUUUUCGGUUUGGACCAAUGGCACAUACCGUGCAUCGUGGUCGUACUAUGGAACAGAUGGCACUACUGUGUGUCAAGGUACCAAUGACUAUAGAGUCGAGGUUCAAAGAUCUGUACUAAAGGUCGAGCAUCCACAAUGUCCAUACGGAGCAACUGUCUACUCGGUCACCGAGCCAAGCUUAUGGGUCUCGGUCGUAAACGCCCAAAAUGUCAAUGUAUUGCUUCAGAACAAUAUGACUACUUAUGCCUCCAACUUGACACUUGUCGGUGUGGACCUCGUUGACCAAUGUAACUUGAACCUUGUUGCCAAGCCCAAACUCAACUCUUUGCCACAGUAUGUCGUUACACCCGAGGCUGUUGGCAGUCCCGGUAAACUGCGUCUCACCAACUUGCAAGACUACCAGACCGCCAGCCUGUACGACGCCAGCAACCCAUCGAUCACGUUCCCCUUUGAAUCGGAAACCUCGACAUUUACGGGUAUCAAGUUGGCUCUUAUGGGUCAGGUCAUUUUAGAGGUAAACUCUGCAACGUGUGGAGUGCAACGUGUUCCCAUCACCAUCGGAUGGAUUCAACCUAAAGUGUCACUUGACAUUUACGCCUACUCUUGUGGUAGCGAACAUGCUGUUGCCUUUCUCACCGUAGAUGGUAUCGAAUCGCCCAAAAUCAUCUAUCACGGCGAUCUCGUCCCCGCCUCACCAUUCCCAAUCAAUAUCAAUCCCACCUAUGAUAUUUCAUGGUAUGAUCCAGCCAGCUCUAUCGGUGAAACCAACAUUCCAUACGAAAUUCCAGUUUGGAGAUACAACGUUCCAUACUAUACCGUCAUUGAAAAUCCAGCUGCAACACCAAAUGCACUCACCAAGAUCAAGUUCCAAUACAAUGGUAACUUUUCCAACCUCAGAUUUGACUUUGCCGAAAUAGGGUCAACUGGAAUCGUAUUUGAAAAUGAAAUCCAAACCAUCACCUUACCAUUUGUAUCAGGUCCAGCUGAUCUCAUUGUUACUUCCAUUUGCGAACCAUUUACUAUUGUCUAUCCCUACACUUCAGUCACGCCAUCCUAUCAUGUUGUAUCAAAGACUUGCUUGGAUCCAAUGGAUUUACGUAUCACAAAUGCACAAUACUUUCAAACUAUUAGUAUAGAGACUGUCGAUAGUGGCACUCCCUAUACAUUGCAUUCCGUCGGUGGUGUAUUCUCGAAUAUUCCACAAUCCAGAGGUUGGAUCCUGACUGCUACCUAUGUCAAUUCCUCUGAAACCUACAGUUAUAGUACAAUAGAACUCUACCCACAAAUCGAUAUUCGUAACAACAUCACUGUGGCAUUAGAAAACAUUACUGGACAAGACUGUGGAAAUUUAGAUGCUGAUGCUGUUUUCACCUAUGACAACAAGGUUGUUGCAACUAAAAAUAUAAAUUUUGAUUGGUCAACACAAAUUUUAAUUUCUCCAAAUGAUAAUUGUUACUUCCAAGUUACUGCUCCUAUUCCUCUACCAAAGGUAAUUGCCAAUAUUGAAGAACCAGCAGUUUGUAAAGAAUCAUAUGCAAAGAUAACAUUUAAUUAUACUACCUCCCCAAUGCCAUAUGUCAGUAUCAAUACUACCGACGUACGUGUGGACGUAUUUUAUGUUCAACUUUUACCAGGAACCUAUAUUAUUAAUGCUGGUUUGAAUCAAGAUUGUUCAGUUCCAUUAACAGUUGUCAUUAAACCAACAUCAAGUUUUAGUCUUUUUGAAAAGAAUGUUUUGGUUACACCACAAGAUUCAAACAAUUGUAUUACUCCAUCUGGUUCAAUUAAAUUGAUAAAUGCAACAGAUACAGAACAAUUUAGUAGAUAUGAUAUUAUUGGGAUGCCAGGUACUGACAAUAAUGGUGUAUGGACUUUGAAUAGUCGUGUCACCCCAGAAAUCCUCGAGUUUGAUCAUUUCUACUGUGGAGCUGGUAAAAUGCCAAUUCAAGUCCCUACCACUCCCGAUAAUAAUAUCCAAUACACCAUUAAAGAUGCUCACUGUUCCAGCGCACAGAGUUAUCUAGGUGAUGGAAAAGUAAUCUUUUCAACACCCAACAACUUGUACAACUUUAUCAAUAAUUUUGAUGGAUAUUUCCACAUUCCAUCCAAAACUUGGACCGAUCUUACAAAUGGCACUCAUACUAUAGGUAUUACAAAAUCAAAUGCUUGUGCUUGGGUUUUUAAACUAAAUAUUGGAAAUAAUGAUGAAUAUAAAUUAGUACCAAAUCCAAUGAGAUAUGAAAAAAUUUAUGGAUCAAGUCGAUCACUUUUAAAUAUAACGACUCCACCACUUGGUUCAGUGUAUGUUAAUGAUCUUAAUGACCAACAAUUUUUUGGUAGUAGUAUGUGGCCAAGUGAACCAGCAAACAUGUUUUAUCUGAGGGAAUGGAAGGGAAGAAUCGCCCCAGGUAUCAGUUACGGCCCCAAUUGCAAUGCAUAUGGUGAAUUGGUGUAUGACCUUACUCCACCAAAUACACCAGAACCCUCGUUUACAAUGUUGCCAAGUUGCAAUGGAAGUUCGACAGUGGUAUUGGCUGCAGGCGUUGCCAACAGUUACAAUGUGUAUACGCCAGGUGGAUUUUUGGUGACCCCUACUACCAGUGUCCGUGACGGUGAACAACUCAACUUUUACACCAAGGGCUCUGAAUAUACAGGUCAAUACCUCAUGGGCUAUGCUCCCGUUACCAACCAAGCAUUCAAUGUUAGAGUGGUCAAUGCAUCGUGUGAAGGUGCCAACGACGGUCAAAUCAUUGUCACAACCAACGCCACUGGAUAUACUUUUGCUUUACGUUCUGGUGAAGGUGAUUUCAUAUACCCAUUUGACAAUGAGACUGGAACAUUCUCUAACUUGCCAUCAUAUGACUACAAUGUCAUCUUUAUCUCGUCGUUUUGUUUGUUUGAAGAGACAUUUAAUGUUUAUAAUGCCGACGAGACCAAUACCGCUCCAUUAAAGGUGUUGGGUGCUGCUAUAUGCAACACCAAGGAUUCCAAAGCCACCAUCUCCUUUAGUGAAACGUAUCCAGGCAACUCUAUUGCCUAUACACUCAACGGCGUCGUUUAUAACGAGUCGUCUAUUCAAUUGCCAGUUGGUAGUUACUCGGGUCUAUUGAAUGCAUCCACCGAUAGCUGUCUUUCUGCCAACCAAGCAUUCCAAUUCCAAGUCACCAACAACCCAAUCGUUGCAACACUUACUCCAGAUAACUGUAGCGUCAGCGUCAGCAUCACUGGUGGUAACUCCCAAACCUAUACCAUCUCACUCUUUGACUCUACCCAACAAAUCUAUGAGCGUGUCGAUGGUAUUUCAACAUACAAAUUCGAUGAGGUUAGUUUAGGACAAUACACAAUUGUCGUAACCGAUGACCAAGGUUGUCAAUCCGACACCUUUAACAUUCAAGUUGAAGAAUGUGGUAGAAUGAGACUAUUCGCACCUUUAUUCUCGGCAACUCUUUUAGGUGUAGUUAGUGGGUAUUAUAUAUUUCAACCAGGAUUGGCUGAAAUAAGUAAUGAAAUGAAUAGAAAGAGAAGAGAAGAACUAGAAUUACAGAAACAACAAGAAGAACAACAACAUAAUAAUAAUAAUAAUACUAAUACUACGCAAAAAGAAUAA
Cavenderia fasciculata is the source of this 3867-nucleotide messenger RNA. RefSeq lists its product as uncharacterized. The record is from RefSeq and is a predicted model, not a curated record. The transcript is spliced from 6 exons. Lineage: Eukaryota; Evosea; Eumycetozoa; Acytosteliales; Cavenderiaceae. Bases 1 to 3867 code for a protein of 1288 amino acids.